Messenger RNA from Penicillium antarcticum, 375 nucleotides. RefSeq lists its product as uncharacterized. NCBI's taxonomy places the organism in Eukaryota, Fungi, Ascomycota, Eurotiomycetes, Eurotiales, Aspergillaceae. The transcript is spliced from 4 exons. Bases 1 to 375 code for a protein of 124 amino acids. The record is from RefSeq and is a predicted model, not a curated record.
AUGGCUCCCUCCCUUCUCCAAGCAUCCGCCGCAUCCUUUGUUUUCCUUGCGCUGGGUCAUACGGUCAAUGGCAAACAAUGGACAUCCGACCCUCGAUUCAAAUCCAUCGCCGGAACAAAGCCCUGGGCUAGUGGGACUGUGGGGUGGUAUCAGGGAAGUGCAUUCUUCUUGGUUACCGGUCUACUGCACUACCAAUGGUCCCGUAACCCAUCUGCCCUCCAAGACCCGAUUAACAAGGCUAUUGCUGGUAUCAUUAAUGUCCUGCUUUGGUCUAGCUCGGCUUGGUAUUUUAAGCAUGGGAUUACGGAUAAUGCUUGGGCUGUGGGUUUGUCGGCUGUUUUGCAGGCUUGGGGGGUUGUUCAGGCUAUUCUGUGA